UUUUCUUGAAAGAAAAAAAAAACCGGCCUUCGAGUGAUGGCUUUCUUUAAGACAAUGCUCUGGCUUUACGCUCUGCCGAUUAUUGGUUUCACUCGAGCCGAUAUCCUCUCCCUCCCCUCCAGCACCAUCACAAGUGACUACUGUAUUAUUGGUGGUGGCUCUAGUGGAACUUAUGCCGCAAUUCGAUUGCAGCAACUGGGCAAAACCGUUACUCUGAUAGAAAAGAAUUCGCGACUCGGCGGUCAUGUCAACACAUAUUUCGAUCCUGUCACAGGAAGCACAUUCGAUUAUGGUGUAAUCUCUUUUGACAAUAUCUCAGUUGUCACGGACUAUUUCGAAUACCUCGAUGUCCCUCUAGCGCCUCUGAACUUCGAAGCCGGCUCAUCAGUAUUCGUCGACUUCGCAAACGACACCGUAGUUCCAGCUACGGCACUUCCGCAAGGGAAUGUAACAGCCGCACUCCUCGGAUAUCUCGCUCAACUGGACAAAUAUCCAAACAUCUCAAAUGGCUACAACUUGCCAACUCCAGUACCUGAAGAUUUUCUGAUCACGUGGGGUGACUUUUUGCAGAAGUACGAGCUUGGUGAUAUGGCGUACACUGUGUACACUUUCCUACAAGGAGUGGGAAACAUCCUUGCUCAACCGACACUUUAUAUCUUCAAGUACUUGACAAAACGCACUGUCGAGAAUAUCCUAGGUCUUGGCUUCCUCUCGACAUCACACCAUGAUAACCAACAACUCUACAACAACGCUCUUGCAAAGCUUGGUCCCAGCGCCUUCCUCAGUAGCAAUGUCACUCAAGUCACUCGUCUCUCUGACAAUGUCGAAGUUCUCGUCUCAACUCCCUCUGGUCCAAAGCUCAUCCAAUCUUCGAAACUGCUUAUUGCAAUUCAGCCCAAAAUCGAGAAUCUCGGAUUCCUAGAUUUGGACUAUGAAGAAGCAGCGCUCUUCGGAAAAUUCAACAACAGCUAUUAUUGGGAUGCUGUCCUUCGAAACACAGGUAUCCCAGACAAUAUUUCUUUGGUGAAUGUCGAUUUGGCUGCUCCAUACACUAUUCCCGCCAUGCCAGCACUCUACAACAUAGAUUACUCAGGAGUCACGGAUCUACAGACUGCGUACUACACCAGUCCUUCUUACUUCUCCGACGAGGAAGUCAAAUGCCAGAUUUUAGCGACAACUGCGAAGCUAGUCGAGCUUUUGGGUUAUCCGGCACCAAAUGGGACGACGGAAUUUGUUGGUUUCAACAAUCAUGCACCAUUCGAGCUUACUGUGUCUGUGGAGGAUAUUGCAGACGGUUUCUAUGAUAAAUUGAAUGCACUGCAGGGAGCUCGUAACACGUUUUGGACAGGUGCAACGUGGCAGGCGCAUGAUUCGAGUGAGAUUUGGAAUUGGACGGAAUAUACACUUCUGCCACAACUUCUAGCUUAAUCAUUAAUCCUUAGUAUAAAUGGUCUUUUUUAUCAG
Molecule: messenger RNA, 1464 nt
Organism: Mollisia scopiformis
Lineage: Eukaryota; Fungi; Ascomycota; Leotiomycetes; Helotiales; Mollisiaceae
Product: flavin-containing superfamily amine oxidase
Exons: 1
Coding region: 37-1428 (463 amino acids)
Source: RefSeq, a predicted model, not a curated record